Aspergillus aculeatinus CBS 121060 is the source of this 1005-nucleotide messenger RNA. RefSeq names its product putative mitochondrial inner membrane protease subunit Imp2. The record is from RefSeq and is a predicted model, not a curated record. Gene Ontology annotation, molecular function: serine-type endopeptidase activity. NCBI's taxonomy places the organism in Eukaryota, Fungi, Ascomycota, Eurotiomycetes, Eurotiales, Aspergillaceae. The transcript is spliced from 3 exons. Gene Ontology annotation, cellular component: mitochondrial inner membrane peptidase complex; membrane. Bases 73 to 840 code for a protein of 255 amino acids. Gene Ontology annotation, biological process: mitochondrial respiratory chain complex assembly.
CCCAGCUCCAACCCAGCUCCCACCCCAACAAAAAGGGCCUCCUCCCUACCUCCAAACGAAUCAGCACUGAAUAUGCCACCACCAACACCACCAGCACCACCCAAUUCGAACCCCAACCGCACAAAACCCCGCCAACAACAACAACAACAACAAGCCCGCCAACGCCCUCGCAUCUCUUUCCUUUCGGCCCUCCGCGCGCGCUACGCAACCCUCCCGCUACCCUUCCGGCGGUCCGUGCGGGUGCUGGGCGCCACGCUCCCGCUCCUCCCGAUCGGGCUCUUCUUCUCCGAGCACGUGCUGCAGGUGAUGUGGGUGCGCGGGCCCAGCAUGACGCCCUACCUGAACGAGGACUACGAGCAGAUGCACACGGCCAGCGACAUGGUGCUGGUGAACAUGUGGGGCGGGGGCGGGUUGUGGCCGUGGGAGCGGAAGCGGCGGCUGGAGAGGGGGAUGGUCGUUACGUUUCGCUCCCCCGCGAAUCCCCGCCACAUCGCCAUCAAGCGCGUCGUCGGACUGCCCGGGGAUCGGAUCACGACACGUGAACCCUGUCUGAAGGAUGCGCAGGUCGUCCCGUUCAACCAUGUGUGGUUGGAGGGCGAUGCGCGCGAUCCCCGGAAGUCCAUGGAUAGUAAUACCUACGGGCCGGUGAGUUGCAGUCUGAUCACGGGCCGGGUGCUGGCGGUGCUGUGGCCCAGGUGGCGGUGGUUGAAUUGGGAGGAUUGGGAACGCGGGCUUGUGGAGGGCGAUACGGAGCGGCGCUUCGGGGAGGGUUAUCGCCAGGAGGUGAGGGAGCGUGUGGUUAAGGAGGCGGUGAAGUUGGAACGCCCACAAUUGUCGUAGGCUGCUGUUUACUGUAAGCUGGUUGGUGGUGUUCGAUGUUGUGUAUAUUAUGUUUGUUUGCAUUGAGUAUGUACAUAUUUCCUCCCUUUCGUCCUUCAUGUGUGUGUGGUGACUAUAUAGAAAUUAGAGAAUAGGCCGAUCCUGCGGGUUGGAUCGUGGAGCUAU